GACGCCUCUCUGUGUCUGUUAUACUCGGUUCUACUGUGCACAUACAGGUCUGACUCCAGCAGCUCUACUCACUGAUUCUCCUUCAACGUUUCGUGCAGAGUUUACAUCAGAAACAGUUUGUUAACCAGCAGGAAGAGACUGUUGUUGUUCUGCAGAAACAUUGUUGCAGUCUGACUGGAAACAAUGGAGAAGAUGAAGAUGGGAACAGCAUUGAUUUACAAUGAAGAGAUGACCAAAUACAAACUGCUCUGGGUCGACCCCGUGUGUAAGAUCGAGGUACCCGAGCGUCUGACAGUGAGUCAUGAAGCUUUGAUAAAGACCGGUCUUGCUGGCCGUUGCGUCUCUGUUCCCGUCCGCGAGGCGACGGAUGCAGACAUCCUGCUGGUUCACAGUGAGGAGUACUUGGAGGCAGUGAAGAAGACCCCCUAUAUGACUCUGGAGGACCUGAAGGAGUUCACCCUGCUGUAUGGGGACGUCUACUUCCACCCGAACAUCUAUCACUGUGCCAAGCUGGCUGCAGGCGCCGCACUGCAACUAGUGGACAGUGUCAUGACGGGGAAGGUGAGGAACGGCAUGGCUCUGGUCAGACCACCAGGACACCACAGUUUGCGCAGCGCUGCCAACGGAUUCUGUGUGUUCAAUAACGUGGCCAUAGCAGCUCAAUAUGCCAAGCAAAAACACGGGGUCAAAAGGGUGUUGAUAGUUGACUGGGAUAUACAUCACGGUCAAGGGGUGCAGUACUGUUUUGAAGAUGAUCCAAGCGUGCUCUACUUCUCAUGGCAUCGCUACGAGCAUCAGAAAUUCUGGCCUCAACUUAGAGAAUCAGACUACGACAGCGUCGGCAAAGAGAAAGGGGCAGGAUUCAAUAUAAAUGUACCGUGGAACAAAGUAGGAAUGAAGAACAGUGACUAUCUUUCAGUCUUCUGUCACGUCCUCCUGCCGGUCGCAUACGAGUUUAACCCAGACUUGGUCCUGGUGUGUGCAGGCUUUGACUCAGCCAUCGGUGACCCUGAGGGUGAAAUGUGCGCCAGCCCCGACGUCUUUGCCCACCUCACUCACCUCCUGAUGAACCUCGCAGGAGGGAAACUGUGUGCUGUGCUGGAGGGAGGAUACAACUUGACUUCCCUCUCCCAGUCUGUGUGUCAAACUGUUCAAACUUUGCUCGGAGAUCCUGUGCCUCGACCUGCAAACCUGGACGGUCCCUGUACAAGUGCACUUGAGACCCUUCACUGUGUCCGGUCAGCUCACAGGCCGUACUGGUCCUGCCUCAAACAUGCAGCUGAGCUGCCCUCCUCGGAUGUCAGCACAAAGCGCGUCAAAUUAGCAGAAGAAGAAGAAGAAGAUGAAGAAAGGCUGGAGAAAGGAGAAGAGGAGAAAAGUGCAGAGGAAAAGGUGUGGCCAGAGCCUCCGAUACGUGUCACUCCUCCUGUUCGCACUGCUUUAGUCCUCCCUGAUGGUGCGGCCACUCCGGAUGGAUGUCAACGCUUCAGCUCAUCAGAGGAUCCAGUCACAGUCAACAAACUCAGGGAGAAUUUCCUCAAAGAUGCAGACGACAGCGAUGCAACUCUCACAACUCUCUCCAGUCUUAUUGCCCUCGUAGAGAAGAUGGAGAAGAAUGAGAUCUGCAAUGGCUUGGCGCUGGUUCCUGACGUCUCCAUGGCGAUGAUGUGUGUUGUCCAGCAUGCUGCAACGGCUCUCAGCAACCGGGUUUUGGUCAUGUGUGUUGGAGACGCGGUGGUCCCGAGUCAAGUCACAGAGGACGGGAAAACACUCCUGGUGCAGUUCAGCAACAAGGAGUCAGAGGAACCGACGUGCAAAUAUCACAUCCCUGUGUGUCUGAAGAAGGGCUGCAGUGACGUGUCGGGGUUCACACAAGCUGUGUUGGGCCUCCUUCUGCCUCUGGGAUACGAGUACGACCCCAGUCUGGUUCUGUUGGUUCGGACGCCGGAUAGCGGGCUGUGUGACGGUGUGUGGCAACAACUAACAAGCCUGCUGCAGGGCCUCGCACAGGGACACACACUGGUGCUUAUGCAGGAAGGUGAGAGGUCGUGUGUCGGCCCCACAGCCUCGUCUCUCCUCGGGGACGCUGCCCCCGCUCUAGGACAGAUUCAUGCUCCUCUACCGGAGGACGUGGAGGCGCUGGAGAGACUGAGACACAGACUGCAGGCGGACUGGAAGCUACUGCAGAACACAGGAAACUCUGUCUCCUAAAAACAGCACCAGAAACUGGAGGAAGUGAAGAGCACUGAAGCCGAUCCUGCUGCUGUUUUUUGAAGAAAUCAGUUGAAGCACGUCAAUCAAAAGUCUUGAUACAAUUUUGUAUUUUUUUGCAAUGUUUUAUUGUCCAAACGCACCUUUUAUCAUUCACACUGUGCUUUAAAAUAAACUGGUUUUUUUUAA
This is a messenger RNA of Sebastes umbrosus (honeycomb rockfish), 2400 nucleotides long. It is a transcript of the gene hdac10, whose product is annotated as histone deacetylase 10. Gene Ontology annotation, biological process: chromatin organization. Gene Ontology annotation, molecular function: histone deacetylase activity. The transcript is spliced from 20 exons. The coding region runs from base 184 to 2211 and encodes 675 amino acids. NCBI's taxonomy places the organism in Eukaryota, Metazoa, Chordata, Actinopteri, Perciformes, Sebastidae. Gene Ontology annotation, cellular component: histone deacetylase complex. The record is from RefSeq and is a predicted model, not a curated record.